ACUCUCAUGAUGAUGAUGAUCUUGGAGCCCGAGUGGUUGGCCAAAAAUCUCGAUUCUAUAUUGAUAAGAGCACUGCGCUUGAAAUUAUGCAGCGAUUAAAUUUCAAAUGGGACCCUAUUCCUUAUCUUGGCAUGUUUGGGAAAUGGGCAACAGUUCCAGAUGAAAAGAUCAAAGAUUUUACCUGGAAAACGUCCGUGGAUGUUGGAUUCGGAUACUUGCUCAGGCUUCAUUUCUGCGAGAGGAGGCUUCAUUUCUGCUAGAGGGGACUUCAGAUGGCAGAGACUAGAAACAGCGUAUUCAGUGUCUCCAUAAAUGACAUGAUUGCAGAAACUAAUGUUGAUAUUGGCAAAGAGAGGAGCGUCGUCAGUGGAAUCCAUUUGCACAGAGACUAUAUGGUGAUGGUGAAAGGAAACAAAGAAGAUGGCAGGCGUGAUCUAUCAAUUUCCCUGCAGUUAAAGGAUGAAUUGGUAAGUGAACUCUUCAGAGGAUUGGAGAUAUUGAAGUUGAGCAACCACGAUAAUAGUCUUGCAAGUCCAAACCCCUCCCCUCCCAGACGAUCUUCAAAAUCCGCUACACUGCUAAAUUUACUGUCAUUUUUUGGUCAUGGAAAUGCAAUUGCUACUGGUGCAGUAAUUAUAAUCUCCCUAGUCAACAUCAUUACUUAUAAGUUGCGGAAAAUUUGGGAAGAUAACUGUACUGACUCUGGAUGCAAACCAUCAGGCUUGACUGAAAAACUAUGUCGUCCUUUUUCACUUACUGAGAUCCAAUCAGCUACUGAGAACUUCAAUGAUGCACUUGUAACUGGGAGGGGUGGAUUUGGCAAAGUAUACAGAGGAUUUAUUAGUAAGGAGCAAAAGAUUGUAGCCAUAAAACGAUUAAAAUCAAAUUCCAGGCAAGGGGCACGUGAGUUUUGGACAGAGGUCGAAACCCUUUCGAAGCUCCAACACACUAAUAUCAUUUCUUUAAUCGGAUACUGCAAUGAGUGCCAAGAAAUGAUCCUUCUCUAUGAAUAUGUCCCUAAUGGUACAUUGGCUGACAAUCUCUUUGGACUCGGUGGAGAGAGUGAUUAUCACUCCUCUCUCUCUUGGGAGCAGCGACUGAGGAUCUGCACUGGGGUAGGCCGAGGAUUAGACUACCUUCACACUGGCAAUGAUCAAGGAAUCAUACACCGUGACAUAAAGGCUUCAAACAUCCUGCUGGAUGAAAAUUUGGAGUCUAAGAUUUCAGAUUUCGGGUUGGCCAAAGCUCGAAAGAGAAAUCGGGUGCAAAGCUAUGUCAGCACUAACGUUAAAGGUACAUUUGGGUAUUUUGACCCAGACUAUUUCAGAACCCGUAGGUUGACAAGGAAGAGUGACACAUAUGCCUUUGGGGUUGUGUUGUUGGAAGUAUUGUGCGGAAGACCAGCACUGGAUCGAAGAGUCAAAGAGGAUGAGCAGGGGCUCACCAUUUGGGCUCAAGAUUGCAUCAGCAAAGGAGUAAUUGAUCAGCUUGUUGCUCCAAGUCUGAGGCCCAAAUAUCACCAGAGAGCCUGAUGACAUUUCUUGAAGUUGCUAAAAGAUGCUUGCAUGAUGAACCAAAUAAACGGCCUACAAUGGCUCAAGUUGUGGUACAACUUGAGUCUGCACUGGAGCAGCUGGAAAGCUCAAAAUCUUCUGCUCCAGAGAUAGCCUGUUCUGAUAGUGUCGUGUCUUGUGCUGGGGAAACUCUCCAUUCAAUUAGCGCCGAGAUAGAAGAAAAGUCCUCUGUGGAUGAGCAGAAUAUGCCACUCUCUCUUUCUGAAAGAAGCAAAAUGGUUCAGAAUGCUGAGCCAUCCGGCAGAGAAGCACAAGUGUAUAAGAGAAACAAAACUGCUUAUAAGCUACCACGGUUUUUGCCAUGGAAUGCAUUAUGGAAAAGGGCAAACAUAACAAAGAAAAGCCAAUUAUCAAUACCAGGUAUUGAAUGACCGCACACAACUUUGAUAAUAACUUCGUAAUUGGAAGAGAUUUCAAGUGGUUGUCUCAGAAACUCACCCAAAGCUCAAUAAGAAGAAAUAGAUGCAGUUUAAUAUACUAUAUAUUCUUGUCGUGUGGUCUGUUAUCUGUUUACCUUGUGGAUUCAUUACGAUAAAGCGUACGUAGAAACAUUUAUAAUUGGAGCAGCCAAGCCUGAAAUUAAUCUUAGGCUUGUCUGAGACAUCUAUUUCUUAUAAGUUCUAUCUGUGUGUUUGUGUGAAUGCAAAUGUCUCAGAUAUUAUUAUCAAAAUGCAUCUCAUUUUUUGAUGUUUCAGUAAAUGUAGAAAUGAAAAGGAGCACCAAAAAAGGAUUCAUAUGAU
This is a messenger RNA of Olea europaea var. sylvestris, 2314 nucleotides long. RefSeq names its product putative receptor-like protein kinase At5g39000. Gene Ontology annotation, biological process: protein autophosphorylation. Gene Ontology annotation, cellular component: plasmodesma; plasma membrane. NCBI's taxonomy places the organism in Eukaryota, Viridiplantae, Streptophyta, Magnoliopsida, Lamiales, Oleaceae. The transcript has a single exon. Gene Ontology annotation, molecular function: transmembrane receptor protein tyrosine kinase activity; ATP binding. The record is from RefSeq and is a predicted model, not a curated record. The coding region runs from base 273 to 1532 and encodes 419 amino acids.